AUGUUGAGAAACUGCCAAAUAAAUGGGUUCAGGAUCCUGAACCAUGUUGGGUCAGGGGCGUACGGCCUGGUGCUGCACGUCGAGGAAAUCGCCACGGGCAGACAACUCGCCAUGAAGAUUAUUUUGAAGCGUACGCUUUCGAGUGUCGCGAAGCGGGGGACCAAAAGGAACGAUCUAAUGAUGAACACGCUGCUGACGUACCUCCAGACACACGACAACGUGCUGAACUUCCCCUGCGUGGACCUGGACUCGAUACACAACAUCACAAACGAACAACUGGCAGAUGUGCCUCACUACAGAGAGUUGCAACUGCACCUCAGGGUCAACACCCAUCCAAACAUCGUCACGAUCCACCAGGUGUUGGAAUCCCCUCUGGCGACUUGUAUUGUCAUGGAUUACUACGAAAAGGAUCUGUUUACGGCAAUCGCGGAGGAGGGUCACUUCGCUAAGGACGGUCUGCUCAUAAAGAAGGUCAUGCUCCAGUUGUGCUCCGCGUUAGAGCACUGCUCCCGUGCGAACGUCUUCCACUGCGAUCUCAAGCCAGAGAAUAUACUGCUCGACUCAAACGAUAACGUCUACUUGUGCGAUUUCGGACUCGCCACACACUCCGAUAUACUGGAACCAAACGUGUGUAUUGGUUCCUCGUACUACAUGGCCCCAGAGAGGAUCUCUCAGGGGGACAGCUUCCUCAUGUACCCAACACUAAAGGGUGACAUCUGGUCUUUGGGGAUUCUCCUGGUAAACCUCACGUGUAUCAGAAACCCUUGGUCCAAAGCACAUCAUUUAGAGGACAAGACUUUUGCCCAUUUCCUCAAAAACCAAAGUAUCUUGCAGACGAUACUACCCAUAUCCGAUGAACUGCUCGUCUUGUUGAAAAAAGUGCUCAAGUUGAACCCGUUCGCGAGAAUUGGACUAACACAGUUGAGGGAGGAGAUUGGAGCUAUCCGGUCCUUCACAAAAGAGGGUCCCCUAACGCGUUGUCGGGCCGUCCAGAAGAGGUCGACCAUCCAAACAAUUCAGAGUCCCCACCUAAGUGAUAUAUUCAGCAUCUACAGCGACGCACAAACGACCACGACGACAUCUUGCGAGUCUGACACAGACAGUUUGCAGAAACAACCCACGGGCAACUAUCUCCAUGAACCCAGCGCGUACAAUAGGGGCCCCAGUGACGUUGUGAGGAACAACCUGCUGCAAUUCCAGCUGAACGUCUCAACGCAGCAGCGGAUCCCGAAUACGGUAUCAUACUGCAACAAAUCACCCUUCUAA
This is a messenger RNA of Huiozyma naganishii CBS 8797, 1266 nucleotides long. RefSeq names its product putative serine/threonine protein kinase SKS1 (gene SKS1). The transcript has a single exon. Gene Ontology annotation, molecular function: ATP binding; protein kinase activity. NCBI's taxonomy places the organism in Eukaryota, Fungi, Ascomycota, Saccharomycetes, Saccharomycetales, Saccharomycetaceae. Gene Ontology annotation, biological process: protein phosphorylation. The record is from RefSeq and is a predicted model, not a curated record. The coding region runs from base 1 to 1266 and encodes 421 amino acids.